Benincasa hispida (wax gourd) is the source of this 1313-nucleotide messenger RNA. Its product is annotated as putative homeobox-leucine zipper protein ATHB-51. Gene Ontology annotation, cellular component: nucleus. The record is from RefSeq and is a predicted model, not a curated record. Gene Ontology annotation, biological process: positive regulation of DNA-templated transcription. Gene Ontology annotation, molecular function: DNA-binding transcription factor activity, RNA polymerase II-specific; sequence-specific DNA binding. Lineage: Eukaryota; Viridiplantae; Streptophyta; Magnoliopsida; Cucurbitales; Cucurbitaceae.
UUUUCAACUGCCCUAAUUCUCUCUCUCCCUCUCUCUCUCUCUUUAUUUGUAGUUUUUUCAUUUCCCAUUUUCUUCACUUUCAUCUUUCCACAAUUCCUUAUUACUUCACAUUUCUCUCUCAAUAUCUCUUUCUUUUUUUUUCCUUCUGAUCGGAAAAAGUCACCGCCGGCCACCGGGAAAUAUGGAAUGGGCCACCGGAAGUUUCAGACCCUUUGUUUCUCGAGCACCAGAAUCUUCUUUUGGGUUUCUCUAUAACUAUAAUCUUGAACAAUUUCAGGGUGUAGGCGUAGAUGUGAAGCAUUCGACGAUGGCGGGGGCGUCGGAGACAGUGCUGCAAGGGCUGGUUCCAGGGAUGGAUAUGAACAGCUAUGGGAAUUUGGAGAAGAAGAAACGGCUGAGCAGCGAGCAGCUCGAGUCACUUGAACGGAGCUUCCAGGAGGAGAUCAAGCUUGAUCCCGACCGGAAGCAGAAGCUGUCAAAGGAACUCGGUCUGCAGCCUCGUCAGAUCGCCGUUUGGUUUCAAAACCGUCGUGCAAGGUGGAAGGCGAAGCAGCUUGAGCAUCUCUAUGAUACUCUCAAGCAGGAGUUUGAUGCCAUUUCUAGAGAGAAACACAAACUUCAAGAAGAGGUAAUGAAGCUCAAAAGCAUGCUGAGAGAGCUUCAAACUGCAAGGAACCAAGUGUCGACGGUGUAUACCGACUUGUCGGGCGAGGAGACGGUGGAAAGCACCUCGGUUGGAGCUGGCUGCUCGAGCAAGCCGAGACCAGUAGCUGCUGCAGCAGCAGCGGUGGCGGCCGCAAACCACUACCCGACGCCACCGGAGCAGUGCAACUAUGUGUUCAACACAGAGGAUUACAACCCCAUGUCUCCAACUUUCUGGGGCUCUCUCCCAUCCUCUUAUCAUCCCCAGUAGACUUUGUUUGCUUUGGCACUUUUGCCCUUCUCUUUUUAUCAAGUUUUAAUGUCUCCCAACUUAGCUUCUUUUUUUUUUUUUUUUCCUCCUUUUUUUCAAGAAAAAGUUAAGAUUGUGAAGUGAGAGUUUAAAUUAGGGUUUUAGAGAAUACUCUUUGAAAUUUGACAGUUUCUAAUAUCAUUAGUCUCUUUUCUGGAGUCUUGGGAUCUGUUUGGACAGUUCAGAUCAUACCACCUCAAAUCUGGUUUCUUAUUUUAUAUAUAAAAAGAGGAGAAAUUUGAGAAAUUUAUGGGGGGGAAAUUAUUGAGAAAGAGUUGAGGUUAUAUGAUCUGAACUUUCUGUGCUGAUCUAAGAAGAUCCCAGUUUAAUAAAAUUGAAUUUAUCUUUUGUGUUCCACUAA